This is a messenger RNA of Staurois parvus, 441 nucleotides long. Lineage: Eukaryota; Metazoa; Chordata; Amphibia; Anura; Ranidae. The record is from the annotation of a GenBank genome assembly.
AGAGCCGAAGAUGUCGGCUGGAUCAUGUGAUCAGUUGUGUCCAAUCACAGCUGAUCACAUGGCACUGAUGAUCAGUGUAGCCCCAGCAGUGCCACCUGUCAGUGUCCAUCAGUGCCUUGUGUCAGUGCUCAUCAGUGCCUCGUGCCAGUGCCCAUCAGUGCCACAUCAAUGCCACAUAUCAGUGCCUACCAGUGCACAUCAAUGCCACAUAUCAGUGCCCAUCUGAGCUGCCUUUCAGUGUCACCCAUCAAUGCCACCUAUCAAUGCCAAUCAGUGCCGCCUAUCAGUGCUGCCAAUCAGUGGCAUAUAUCAGUGCCAGUCAGUGCCACAAAUCAGUGCCAGUCAGUGCCGCCUAACAGUGCCAGUCAAUGCCGCCUAACAGUGCCGCCUAACAGUGCCGCCUAUCAGUGCCAUAUAUCAGUGCCAUGUAUCAGUGCUGCC